Molecule: messenger RNA, 807 nt
Organism: Fusarium sp. VM40
Lineage: Eukaryota; Fungi; Ascomycota; Sordariomycetes; Hypocreales; Nectriaceae
Source: the annotation of a GenBank genome assembly
AUGUCUGUUGCAAACAACGACCAGCCGGCAACCCGUGCUGAAGCACAAAAGAAGCUGACGAUUUUACUCAACCGCAUGGUCAGCGAUGGAAAAAUUGAUAUCCCAAAUGGCCAUCACUUCCAACUGGAUGAUAAUGGAGUUCCCGUGGUGGUCGUUAAACAGAUGCCGAAAGUUUCACCCAAGAGAAUAUGCCAGAUCAAGGACCAUAUACAAAAUAACCUUCAACAGCAUUUCAUUUACUGGGGAGGAAUAUCAAUCCAUCUGCACAUGCACCCAGAACCGACAAGCCACUCCCAUCUCUGGGGCCUCAUCCAAGCCUGCCACAAAGUCACCGUGGAGGACUACAACUGGAUCCAUCACGCAUACAACACCCUUGAGAAGAGUCCGCAGAAACUCCUUACCUUACUGCUUAAGGACAAACUGGCUCCAUGUAUCGGUCGAUUGGUUAGCACCUGCAGCGAGCAAAUCCAGUCUGUCGGGCAUGCUAUAUCUGAGCUUCAGCUCCAGAAGCUAUCUUACAACCACUUUGGGCUUUAUGUUCUGAUCUCUAGGAUUCACCAGCUCUACGGUGAAGCCAUUAAAGGUCCAACGACAAUUGAAUCCUCUGCCCAGAAAGGGAAGCAGAUUGCGCAGUGCCUGAGGUGUCUGAUACAAGCGACCAACCCCGUAGAUCCCCGGAACAACCUUGACGCCGAGGUAUUUGUCUCCCUGAAGCAGAGAUGCGAUGAGAUAUCGGAUGGAAAUCGAGACACAUCUAUAUCUCCUGAGCCGUUCGACUUUGUCGACUGGUACGUCAAGAAUGAUUAA